Microdochium trichocladiopsis is the source of this 1530-nucleotide messenger RNA. RefSeq names its product MAP kinase. Gene Ontology annotation, molecular function: protein kinase activity; ATP binding. The transcript is spliced from 4 exons. Gene Ontology annotation, biological process: protein phosphorylation. Lineage: Eukaryota; Fungi; Ascomycota; Sordariomycetes; Xylariales; Microdochiaceae. Bases 1 to 1530 code for a protein of 509 amino acids. The record is from RefSeq and is a predicted model, not a curated record.
AUGGCUGAACCAGGUUUCGCACCGCGCUCGAUGAAGCGCAAGAAUGUCAAGGGCUUGGCUCUAACACCAGCAGCCCCCAAGGCCGCCCCUGGACCUGCUGGAGGAAAGGUACAAUCAGGCUGGGGUGCUGGCGGCUCCCGAGCAGCCGAGGAAGGGGCAGAUGCACAGCUCGAGAUCGGCAUCGAGUUCAACCUCGACCUCAGACAAGAUGAUCUCGAGAUCAUGAAAGAGCUGGGCUCCGGAAACGGCGGUACUGUCAGCAAAGUCAAGCAUAAGCCAACAGGAACGACAAUGGCUCGCAAGGUUAUCCAUGUCGAGGCCAAGAAGGAAAUGCGGAGGCGUAUCGUGCGCGAACUUCAGAUCAUGCACGGCUGCCACUCGGAUUACAUCGUCACAUUCUACGGUGCAUUUCUCAAUGAGCACAAUGACGUUAUCAUGUGCAUGGAAUACAUGGACGUUGGCUCGCUCGACCGUGUAUCCCGCGAUUUUGGCCCUAUCCGGGUUGACGUGCUGGGCAAGAUUGCCGAGGCCACGCUCGGAGGACUGACCUACCUCUACUCGAGUCUGCAUAUCAUGCAUCGCGACAUCAAGCCGUCGAACAUUCUUACAAACUCCAAAGGCCAGAUCAAAUUGUGCGACUUCGGCGUGUCUGGCGAGCUUGUCAACUCGAUCGCCGACACUUUCGUAGGCACCUCGACUUAUAUGGCUCCCGAACGUAUCCAAGGCGAGAAGUACACGGUCAAGUCAGACGUGUGGAGUUUCGGUCUGAGUAUCAUGGAGCUCGCAAUCGGCCGAUUCCCAUUCGGCAGUGAGCACCCAUCUGAGGAUGAUGGCGCACCUGCUGGUAUCUUGGACCUGUUGCAGCAAAUUGUCCACGAGCCUGCGCCUAAGCUCCCAAAGAGUGACGCAUUCCCGUCCAUUCUGGAGGACAUGUGCCAGAAAUGUUUGCAUAAAGUUCCGGACGAGCGGCCAACGCCACAAGAGCUCUACGACCGCGAUCCGUUCGUGCAAGCUGCAAAGAGGACGCCUGUGGACUUGCGGGCUUGGGCCGUCAGCUUGAUGGAGAGGGACAACCGCAAAUCUCACCUUGCGCCGCAACUCUCGCCCGCAACCCAAGAGCUUCUCCGCUCAGGCGAAUCCCCCAAUACGCACCAGGCGGACGGCCAUACAGAUUACACGCCAACUUCGGGUGAGAUCCCCAUUGUUGGGGCGAUUGCCUCGCCUCGCGACUACCACACAUCGAGCGCGUCGAGGUCACCAACCCGGAACGGCCGCAGUGCGCCGGUCCACCCUGGCAUGGGCCAGCGAUCUGCCACUUCUGGUUCCAUAUCUAGAGUUCAUGAGACACAAUUGUCGUCUGGUGCCGGCGGCGGAAGCACUUUCAGCCUGCCUGUCCGGCCAGCACCAUCUUCCGCGGGCGGCCCACCGCCUUUGCCCAGGAAAGAGACGCCAGACGAGCUGCGAAGAGACGGCAGACGUGCUGCGUAUCACCCGCCUUCGAAUGGCAGCUAUGGUUAUCCAUCAAGAUAA